GCUGCGAACUUUCAGAAAAGAAGGGAGAAAACUCCAGUAGCUGUGGGCUGGAGCACAGGCAGACGUACCGCUCACGCUCACGGCUCACAGCCACCGUCUACCAGCCGAGCAAGCGCUUGGCCGGCCGGUUGCCAUGGCCCCUUCUCCUACCUCCCAAGAUCUCACCUUGACACCUUCCACGCCUCUUAUAUAUAGCCUCACCGCUCAUCUCCUGCUUCACCGAGUGACACACACCCACAGAGAAACCGGAUUUGCGUUGCCUCCCGUGCAGCCGAGUGGUUCAGUCAUUGCUAGCUAGCUGUUGGGACUUGGGCGUGCUCCCCUGGACCGAGGGAAGGACACCACCCCCUCUCGUCCACCUCUGUUCGCCUCCAUUUUGGUUUCAGGCCAAGAGACGCUCAGCUCAGCUCGGUGAAAAGGGAGCUGAAUUGAAGGGGCGUGCGCCGAGAUGGAGCACAUCGCGAGGUUCUUCUUCGGAGUUUCCGGGAAUGUCAUUGCGCUCUUCCUCUUCCUGUCGCCUGUCGUCACCUUCUGGAGGAUCAUCAAGAAGCGCUCGACGGAGGACUUCUCCGGCGUGCCCUACAACAUGACGCUGCUCAACUGCCUCCUAUCGGCUUGGUACGGGCUGCCGUUCGUGUCCCCGAACAACAUCCUGGUGACGACGAUCAACGGGACGGGGUCGCUGAUCGAGGCCAUCUACGUGGUGAUCUUUCUCAUCUUCGCGGAGCGGCGGAUCCGGCUGCGGAUGCUGGGCCUGCUGGGCAUCGUCACCUCCAUCUUCGCCGCGGUGGUGCUCAUCUCGCUGCUGGCCCUCCACGGCAACGGCCGCAAGAUCUUCUGCGGCCUCGCCGCCACCAUCUUCUCCAUCUGCAUGUACGCCUCGCCGCUCUCCAUCAUGAGGCUGGUGAUCAAGACGAAGAGCGUGGAGUUUAUGCCGUUCCUGCUCUCCCUGUCCGUGUUCCUCUGCGGCACCUCCUGGUUCAUCUACGGCCUCCUCGGCCGCGACCCCUUCAUCAUUAUCCCCAACGGGUGCGGGAGCUUCCUGGGCCUGACGCAGCUGAUCCUGUACGCCAUCUACCGGAACAACAAGGGUCCCGCCGCCCCGGCCGGCAAGGGGGAGGCCGCCGCUGCCGCCGCGGCGGAGGUGGAGGACGCCAAGAAGGUGGCCGCCGCUGUGGAGCUGGCCGACGCCACGACCAACAAGGUCGCCAGCCAGGUGUAGGCUGCGGGCUCUGUACCAAGGCUUGCUGGCUGCUGGGCGGUGGUGGUGGUGUCAGGCAGCCUGAAAAGCUAGGCUGCCCAAUGGACGAAUUAAUUUGCUGAUGAUGAAGCAAAUUGUUGUUGCUUUCUUUGCCUUGCGCUGUCACUGAUCUCGAUCUCUCCCUAAAAAUGUACCUUCAGGGAGAGCUAUGACACAGUGUUAUCAAGUUGUGUCUCUGCAAGUGUGAAGUUUUCCUUGUGUUUCCAAUGCUUUCCUGAUUUUCUCUCUUCCACUUUUUCUCUGAAAGAAAAUCUACUGAUCAUUUUAUGAGAAA
Panicum hallii is the source of this 1535-nucleotide messenger RNA. Its product is annotated as bidirectional sugar transporter SWEET1a. The transcript has 6 exons. Gene Ontology annotation, biological process: carbohydrate transport. Gene Ontology annotation, cellular component: membrane. The record is from RefSeq and is a predicted model, not a curated record. Gene Ontology annotation, molecular function: sugar transmembrane transporter activity. NCBI's taxonomy places the organism in Eukaryota, Viridiplantae, Streptophyta, Magnoliopsida, Poales, Poaceae. Bases 449 to 1222 code for a protein of 257 amino acids.